Messenger RNA from Paramecium sonneborni, 847 nucleotides. Lineage: Eukaryota; Ciliophora; Oligohymenophorea; Peniculida; Parameciidae. The record is from the annotation of a GenBank genome assembly.
AUGAUUAACCAUGGUUUGUAUGUAUUAUUAAAUAAUAUCUUUUAGGUUAGUAAUCUUUUAUCAAUAUGUAUUUUAGGAUCCUUGAUUAAAUUAUUUAAAAUAACAUCAUUAAAAGAUGCCCUUUAAUUUUUUAUACCCAUUAUGAUUGUGGAUAUAUUUUGUUCUAUUUAUUUAAGUUAAACAGUCAGAUAUGAAUGGGAUAGUGUUGCAUUAAGAUACUUCAAUACUCCACUUUCAGCAUAAUUUCCUUAUUUUCGUUAUAUUUACAAAAAAAAAUGUGCAUGGGUUUCUAUUUUCAAUUUGCUAUUUCCUGGUAAACUAUUUAUACAAAAAAUAAGGCUUCUUUUUGGGAUAUGUUAAUAGGUUUGAUAAACAUAAGUAAACAUACGUAUAUGAAAUUAUUGCUUUCUUUGGUUUAUUAGUUGGACUCAUUUUAUGGGUUCUCAUUCAAUAUAUAUUUUCAUUUCCUUUACCAACGUAAAUAAAAUAUAUUAAAAUUAGAUCUAUCUUUACCGAAGUUUUGAUGAUCCUCACUACCACCCUAGUUGCUGUUUAAAGGAAUGAAUUCAAUAUUUUUUAUUCUGGUAACUUUUAUGAUCAGAUACUUAUGGAUCCAUUCAAAAAUGAUGUUGCACUUUAAGAACCAACGACGUUAGAAAUGUUUGGAUUAGGAGCUACUACUUAAGUAAUUAAGAAGGACACUACAUAAUAAUAAGAUUUAGUCUAUAGAGGAGAAUAAGGAUUAGUUUUAAAUAGUCAACUUUUUGUAGGUUUGGCUUCAAUUAAUCGUCCAUAAUAAUAAAGCAUUCUAUAAUUCAAAUAAUAAAACCAUUACCAUAAUUUUUGA